GUUAUUCGUCUACAAUUAUUUCGUCAAGUCAGUGGUACGCAAAAGAGAUUCUUUUCAUUAUGCACUGGGAGCUGUUGGAAGAAAAUUCUGGGGUGUUCUACAGUGAUAUGUUGGACGAAUAUUUCAUUGCCGAUGAUACUUCUGCAUCUCCUGAAGAAGUAAACAGGAUUAUUCGUUCCCAUAAACUUCUUCAACCAAAGUACGUAGAAGAGGAUGAGGAUGAUUGUUCAGUACAUGGGGAACACAAAGACACUUCAGCAGGUCAUGAGGAAGUCAACAAGAUUAUUCGUCCCAAUUCCAUUCUUAGACCACAUCAUGCUCAAGUAGAUGACGAAAUCUCUGCAUUACGUGGACAAGACCAAGACACUUUUGCUGGUGCGGUUGCAAGUGCCAGCGGAAGUUGGGUGGUCAGCAUCGGAAACAUCCCUUGGAAGAAUUAG
This is a messenger RNA of Daphnia pulicaria, 440 nucleotides long. RefSeq lists its product as uncharacterized. The transcript is spliced from 4 exons. The coding region runs from base 60 to 440 and encodes 126 amino acids. NCBI's taxonomy places the organism in Eukaryota, Metazoa, Arthropoda, Branchiopoda, Diplostraca, Daphniidae. The record is from RefSeq and is a predicted model, not a curated record.